GAUGUCAAUGGUAACGCACGCCUCUUUUAAACACCAUUUAAUAAACAUGGACAUGGAUAUAGAUUUAUUUAUAUCAGAAAUUAAAUCUCGUCCUGCUAUUUGGGAUACGAAAAGCGAUAGUUACAGUAAUAGAGGAGAAAGAGUUAAGGCUUGGGAAGAAAUCUGCGAAUUAUUUGUGCUGGAUUACUCCAAUAAAACCGCCAAACAAAAGAACAUGAAAGUAAAUAAAUUACAAAGAAAAUGGAAGAGUCUUCGCGACAGUUUUAAUCGAGAAAACGCAAAAAACAAGAAAGUUGCAGAUGGUUCAGAAGCGUCGAGUAGUAAACAGUAUAUUUACUAUAAUCAAUUAUCUUUUUUAAACAGUUUAAAAGAAAUCCCACCAUCCACUGAUGAUGCUCCUGGUAUUGAAUCUAAUAUUAAUGAAAAGCCUCGUCAGCUAGUCAACAAGGUAUCUAAAAAAGGAAAUGACGUAAAAACAGAAAACGAACUUUUAAAACAAUUUUCGGAAAGUAUGAAACGGAAUUAUGAUGCGAUUUAUAACGAUAACAAUCCUGAUAAACAAUUUUUGAUGUCACUGUUACCUCACGUACAAAAAAUCGACGAACGUUUCAAGCUUGAUUUUCAAACAGAGGUUUUGCAACUCAUCAAAAAGUACCAGAUAAAUUAUCCAACACAUUCGGCGCCAUACUUAUGGUUUUCGGAAAAUCCUAAUGAAAAUGAGAAUACUACAACAAAAAAUAUUCUCUCUACUACGCCUACAAUACAGCCUUCUCCAUCUCAUUCGCACUGUUCCGACCAAUCAAACAACUCUACUAUUGAAGACAAGUUUCAUGACGACAACGCGUUAUAGAAAAUUAAUAAAUAAAUAUAAUUA
Bicyclus anynana (squinting bush brown) is the source of this 874-nucleotide messenger RNA. RefSeq lists its product as uncharacterized. The transcript is spliced from 2 exons. Gene Ontology annotation, cellular component: transcription regulator complex; nucleus. Gene Ontology annotation, molecular function: DNA binding. The record is from RefSeq and is a predicted model, not a curated record. Gene Ontology annotation, biological process: regulation of transcription by RNA polymerase II. Bases 2 to 850 code for a protein of 282 amino acids. NCBI's taxonomy places the organism in Eukaryota, Metazoa, Arthropoda, Insecta, Lepidoptera, Nymphalidae.